GCGAAAGUCUGUUAUUAACUAUUGUACAUGUGUUGCAUUGUUUGACGGAGCAUAUAUGCGCAAAACUAUUGCCGUUGGAAAUAUAUCUUAGCGUAAAACUAUAAUAUAUCUAUGGACUUUGAAUUAAGAUGAUUAAAUAUUUACUGAUAUUAUGCUUCUUUAAUACCGUCAGAACAUCUGAACAUUAUGAAGGUCUUCUACAUGAACAUUUGUUCAAGGAUUAUAUCGUCAACGUGAGACCUGUUUCUGAUUAUCAGAAUACAGUUUUUGUAACACUUGCGCUUUCAUUACGGAAAAUUCUACAUUUAGAUGAAAUUCAUCAGUCAUUUAAAACGACAGUUAAUAUACUCCUUUAUUGGAAAGAUGAAAUGCUUACAUGGAAUGAAACAGAAUAUCAUGAAAUAUCAAGUUUAGAAUUCCCAUUUCACAAAAACAUUUGGACACCUGAUUUGAUGAUAUACAACGCUCUGAAGACACCGGGUAAAAUCGGGAUGAAAGGCGCGUUUGUGAGACUAUAUAGCAAUGGACAAGUGUUCGUGUGGACACAGACAAACAUAGAUACAGCCUGUGAAAUCAGAACAAAGAAAUAUCCAUUUGAUGAGCAAACAUGUAAAAUUAUCUUUGCAAAAUUUAUAAGUUCAGACAGAAAGGUAAUGAUUACACCAAUAACAGAUUCUAUUGAUAUGGCCGAGUAUGUAGAGGUAGCAGAAUGGGAUAUUAUAGAAAACCAAGCAACAACUGAAGUGCGCCCGUAUAAUAUAUCCAAAAACGUCCUCGAGAACGCUUCAGAAAUUGAAACUUUGAAUUAUACUUAUAUCACAUACACGUUAAAAAUGAAACGCUCGUGUCGAUUAUGUUUUCACAAUGUGAUUAUCCCUGUUCUGGUUCUGGCAGCUUUGAAUAUGCUGACGUUUUUUGUUCCUUGUGAGAGUGGAGAGAAAACUAGUUUUCCCAUCUCGAUUUUCCUUACCUUAGCUGUGUUUCUUACGAUGAUUACACAGUCUUUGCCGGAAUCAGUUGACGGGGUAUCCUAUUUGAGUUCGUACGUCACAUUCCAGCUAGCGAUCAGUGCGGUUACGUUAUUUUCUGCUGUUAUUUCCCUACAUCUUCACUAUAAGAAAGGAAACUCACAGGUUCCAAAAUAUGUACACUCCCUGGUAAGUGUUUUAAAAUUCGGAAGGAGUUCGGUAACAACAAAAAGCGAACAGGCAAAAGGUGACGAAAACUGUUUUGGACCACAUCUAAAUGGAAGUGCCGAAGGAAACAAAACUGCAAAAGAAGUAGCUCCCGUCAAUGUUUCAUAUACUUUCGACAGAUUGAUGUUCGUGUUACUGUUGCUAUGUGAAACAAUUACUACCGUUAUUUUCAUUGAACAGAUUAUAAACUGAAUAAUCAACAGGUUGUUGAUUAUGAGUGGUCACAUGCUAACAAUACUGUUUUUUAUACAAUUUUAGUGAGGUCAAAAAGUAAAAUGUUGAUUAUGAGAAGUCACAUGCUAACAACUUUGUUUUUCUACAAUGAUGGUUCUUGAUUAGGAAUGCAUCGAUCUAGAAAAAGUGAUUUUGAGCGAGGGCUUAUCGAUUUUGAUCAAGUGAUAUCAGCCUCCCAGAUUUUUAAAAAGCCUCAUUUUGCAGACAAUUUUUUUUUAUUAAAUGCAAUAACUCGACAAUGAGAAGAAUACAAUGUAAACUAUAAAGCAGCUUGUCCUGUUUUUUCGUUGUAAACAAAACCAAUGAUAAAUAUCAAACAGGGAAUGCCACGUUACAAAAAUGCAGCGGCCCCUGCAUGCAGAUGUGCACACGCACGCACGCACGAACAUACGCACUCACAGCAAACACGCGAGGAGAAAACGAAUGAUUAAAGGACCACAGUGGGACACCGCUUUCGGACGGUGUCAAAUGGACCAUAAAAAAAGCUUUAAUAAGGUUUCAAAUAUUUUAGAGUAUGUUGAUUGUAUAUACAUGUAUGUUUGUUUCGUAUCGAUUUCAUUCAUGUUGAUAAAUAUCUGUGUUAACCAUUUAGUAAUACAUUGCAGUUAGGCAGGUCAAUAUAAAAACGUUUACUAUUUAUUAUCAAUGUAACAACUACUUACCAAGAAAUUAUAAAACUUUUAUUUACUGACAGAUCAGUGUAGGAAUGAUAGAUUUGUUCACCCAUAUUCGUCAUAGAUAAUACACGUCUUUGUCAAUAUAUAAAGACUAGUAUUUAUUAUUUUAUUUUACUUAUUUAAUA
Messenger RNA from Mercenaria mercenaria, 2232 nucleotides. Its product is annotated as acetylcholine receptor subunit alpha-like. NCBI's taxonomy places the organism in Eukaryota, Metazoa, Mollusca, Bivalvia, Venerida, Veneridae. Gene Ontology annotation, biological process: regulation of membrane potential; monoatomic ion transmembrane transport; signal transduction. The coding region runs from base 129 to 1388 and encodes 419 amino acids. The transcript has a single exon. The record is from RefSeq and is a predicted model, not a curated record. Gene Ontology annotation, molecular function: extracellular ligand-gated monoatomic ion channel activity; neurotransmitter receptor activity; transmembrane signaling receptor activity. Gene Ontology annotation, cellular component: membrane; neuron projection; synapse.